UACGUCACAAUUUGUGGGCGGGUCGGUUUGUCACUUCCGUCAAAAUACAACAAAUGAUUAUGCUAGCAAUGCUGUGUAGUUAGUGCUAAUUCAAGCUUUAUGUUAUAUUUGUGUUUAACUGAUCCCACUACCCGACUGGCAGUCAUAUACCACAAGAUCCAUGGUGGCAGGUUCGGCACUCAUGGAGCCGUCCACUAAGCCUGGGACCAACCAGGUGGCUGAUGUAGUGUUUGUCAUUGAAGGGACAGCAAACCUUGGACCCUACUUUGAAUCUCUAAGGAAAAAUUACAUACUUCCAGCUAUUGAAUAUUUCAAUGGAGGCCCCCCAGCAGAAACAGAUUUUGGUGGAGAUUAUGGAGGGACACAGUAUGGUCUUGUGGUGUUCAACACAGUGGACUGUGCUCCUGAGUCAUAUGUCCAGUGUCACGCACCAACCAGCUCUGCCUUUGAGUUUGUCUCAUGGAUCGACAGCAUCCAGUUCAUGGGAGGUGGAGCAGAAAGCUGUAGUCUAAUUGCAGAGGGACUCUCUGUGGCCUUACAGCUCUUUGAUGACUUUAAGAAGAUGAGGGAGCAAAUAGGUCAAACCCACAAGGUGUGUGUACUGCUGUGUAACUCUCCUCCAUACCUGCUUCCUGCUGUGGAGAGUGUCAGCUACACCGGCUGUACGGCAGACAACUUGGUCAAAAUCAUCAGAGAUAGAGGAAUUCACUUCUCUGUGGUGGCUCCUCGGAAACUGCCCGCUCUAAGGGCUUUGUUUGAGCGGGCGUCUCCAGUAGGAGGUGCGGUUGAACCCCAUCCAGACUACAGUCAAGACCCCUUCCACAUGGUCCUCGUCAGAGGUAUAUCGCUUCCAGUUUCCUCAGGUGGAGGACCUGGGCCACUCAAACCUGUCCUCCCUCCUCAGCCACUGCCUGGAGCUUCGCAGCCCCCUCCACCCAUUAACACAACCCACCCUUAUCAGAAUCCGGCCCCCAUGACUGCUGCUCAGGUGGCUGCACAGAUGGCCGUCGAGGCAGCCAACAACCAGAAGAGUCGCUUCCCAGGAAUGGUCAAUCAAGGUCCUCCGUUCUCUGGUCAGCCAACCAUCCCAUCAGUCCCUGGGGUGAAGCUCAGUCAGCCCAGCAUAUCAACAGUCACCACAGCAACACAGCCCUUGAUGUCACAGCAACAAGUUACUCCCAAUCAGCAGCAGCCAGUCCCACCCCCAGGACAGCCUAUACCCAAUCAGCAGCCACAGGCGCCACCUCAGCAGCAACCCACAGUGAAUCAGCCCACAGUGCCUUCAGCACAGCCCAACAUGCCUGGUGUGUCUGGUGCUCAAGGCAAUGCAAAUCCAAUUGGACAGCCGCAAGGUGUGGCCAAUAAGAUUGUAGCAUGGACCGGUGUUCUGGAGUGGCAAGAGAAGCCUAAAGCAUCUUCAAUGGAUUCAACCACCAAACUGACGCGUUCUCUGCCAUGUCAAGUGCAUGUUAACCAAGGGGAAAAUCUAAACACAGACCAGUGGCCGCAGAAGCUCAUCAUGCAGCUGAUUCCACAGCAACUACUCACAACCUUAGGUCACCUCUUCAGAAACUCUCGAAUGGUUCAGUUUCUCUUCACCAACAAAGACGUGGAGUCGCUGAAAGGCCUGUACCGCAUUAUGGCCAAUGGUUUUGCCGGCUGUGUCCACUUCCCCCACACGACUUCGCCCUGUGAAGUGCGGGUGCUGAUGCUGCUCUACUCAUCCAAGAAGAGAAUAUUCAUGGGCCUCAUUCCCAACGACCAGAGCGGCUUUGUCAAUGGCAUCCGGCAAGUCAUCACCAACCACAAGCAGGUCCAGCAGCACAGAGCGCAGUUGGGCGGUGCAGGGGGUCCCAUGCAGCCCGGUCAGGUCGCCCCCAACCCGAACUUCCUCAACAGGCCCCCUGGCCCCAUUCCUGUCUCCCACGGCAACGUCCAGCAGCAGUCUGUGGUGGUUGGCAUGCCCCCUGUUAGUCAGGUCUCUAUGAUGGAGGAGCAGCAGAGGCAGAACAACAUGAUGACCAUGAGAGCAGCCGGACCAGCCAACCAACAGCCGCCAGUCAGCGGCGCGCCACCCAACCAGGUUGCACAAAGCGGACAAGCACCGCCCCAGGGUCCCAUACUCCGUCUCUCAAACCCAGGAGCCAAUCCACAGCUUCGUAGUCUUCUUCUCAGCCAACAGCAGCCACAGGGUGGCGUGUCUCACAUGCCUGGCAUGAUGUCUCACCAGGGUUUGGGCCAGCAGUUGGUCCAUCCAGCACCAGGAGGGGGGGCUCCAAUGCAGGGCCAGUGGAGGCAGCCCUUGGCAGGUCAGAUCCUGAUGUCUGGAGGUCAGAGAGGCGCUGUACCCCAACCCGGGAUGCCCCAAGUCUCCAGUGUCAUGGAGGAUGAAAUCCUCAUGGACCUUAUCUGAUUGAGUGUUGUGGACUCAGUUUUUAGUUGAAUCUUGGCAGCCAUUUGCCAGUUUGGACACAUACAUCCGAUCUGUUGCUUUAUUGCUACAAAUGUUCAACAUAAUUAAGGAACGAAUCAUGAGUAGUUUUUUUUUUUUUUUUUUUUUACAGGACCGAGCAGCUGAAGUUAAUUAGGGGCAGACAAUGCAAGCAUUAGUUUUUGAUGUAAAUGGUCGAACAGACAACACACUAAUCCGCCAUGCUACACAAUGGAUGAAGCCAAACCAGCGAAACAGUCAAUUAUGUUAUGCUUCUGAAAACAACUUUUCUAUAAGUUUUACAUUUUAUCAUUGGAUCUGAAAUGUUAUUUUUUCCUUUUCUUUGAGAUUUUACUUUUGUCAGUUAGAUCUCCUUUUUUAAUUAUUGAUAAAGUUGUUUUAUGAAGAUAAAAUAAACUUAAAGAGCAUAGAUGAAUAAAGAAGUCGUUUAUCAUUGUGAA
Siniperca chuatsi (mandarin fish) is the source of this 2892-nucleotide messenger RNA. RefSeq names its product mediator complex subunit 25 (gene med25). The transcript has 20 exons. Lineage: Eukaryota; Metazoa; Chordata; Actinopteri; Centrarchiformes; Sinipercidae. The record is from RefSeq and is a predicted model, not a curated record. Gene Ontology annotation, biological process: positive regulation of transcription by RNA polymerase II. Gene Ontology annotation, cellular component: mediator complex; transcription regulator complex. Bases 161 to 2413 code for a protein of 750 amino acids.